This is a messenger RNA of Belonocnema kinseyi, 1824 nucleotides long. Its product is annotated as carboxypeptidase B-like. Lineage: Eukaryota; Metazoa; Arthropoda; Insecta; Hymenoptera; Cynipidae. The coding region runs from base 27 to 1748 and encodes 573 amino acids. Gene Ontology annotation, biological process: proteolysis. Gene Ontology annotation, molecular function: zinc ion binding; metallocarboxypeptidase activity. The transcript is spliced from 9 exons. The record is from RefSeq and is a predicted model, not a curated record.
GUUCGAGUACCUCGCGGUUUCAGAUCAUGAAAAGUGUUUGUAGCAUUAAAAUUGCCUCCAUCGGGGCAAAAGUGUUUAUUUCAAUUAUUCUAGUCAGCGGAAAUCCACUUUUGGAAACAUCCGGUUUAAUGAAUCAAAAACAAAAUAUCACCCCGGAUAUCUAUAAUGUAAAUAUUUCAGCACCACAGAGUCCAGAUGUUGAAGGAGAAGAAUAUGGAAAUUUUUCAAUCGACUAUAAAGCUGCAGCAGAAAGGACAAUUAUGAGCAUGAACCCAAACAAUGAAUCAAAAAAUGUAUCAAAUCAGAAAUCAUUUCCAAGGAUUUCUCGAAAACAAGAGUUCUCUUUCAUGGAAACAAUCGAAACAGUAUUAGCCACGGUGACGAAUCUAUUUAACAAUAUUAUUAGUGGCGAGUCAAAAAGUUCAAGGUCAAUUUCUAAUAAAAUCAGUUACAAGGAUUUUCGACUUCUGAGGAUCCUUCCAACUACAAAUUCACAUGUAAACGAUCUUCGCUCGAUGUACGAAACUGAACCAGAAGAUAUUAAAUUCUGGACUUUUCCUGUUAAAAACAGGUCAGCGGAUGUUUUAGUUUCACCAAAGAUAAUUACAGACGUAAUUACUUUCCUCGAGGAGCGAAAAAUUGAAUAUACAGUGCUCAUAUCAGAUCUUCAGAAAACUAUGUCUAAUGAAAAUCCAAAAAUGUCAAAAGAACAGAGAGAGGAUCUAGUUAGUUCACAGGGACACCCAAUGACGUGGAAAAGAUAUCAUCGAUAUGGAGAAAUAAUGAGGUAUCUGGAACACCUGGCUUUCAGAUAUCCAACACUUGUUGAACUUGUGACAAUUGGAAACAGUUAUGAAGGGCAACCAUUAAAAGUGGUCAAAAUUUCGAGUGGACCUACUAAGGAAGGAAAGACGAAACCUGCAAUUUGGAUUGAUGCUGGUAUGCAUGCGAGAGAGUGGAUAAGCAUAGCAGUAGCUACAUACAUUUUGAGUCAGUUGGUCGAAAAAAAUUCUUCAUACACGAAACUUCUUGAUAAUUCAGACUGGAUGAUUUUGCCGAUCGCAAAUCCAGAUGGGUACGAAUUCAGUCACACGACUGACCGGCUUUGGCGAAAAACUCGAAGUUCUCACUCUGAAACCGAAAAUGAAGCAAGGUACACACCUUCAGGAUUAUUUCACUUAGUUUCGCAUAUAGCAAGGUGGUUCUUCUCAGAUUGUGAAGGUGUUGAUCUUAAUCGAAAUUUUGGUUACCACUGGAGAGAUGCAAAAGUCGAAGGAACAAGUUCAGAUCCAUGUCAUGACACAUAUGCAGGACCUAAAGCAUUUUCGGAACCAGAAUCAAGAGCGAUUUCCGAUUACAUAAUGACAAACAAAAAACAUAUACGAGCUUACUUCACGCUACAUUCCUAUUCUCAAAUGUGGCUGCUUCCAUGGGGAUACACGCACGCCAAACCAUCAGAUUAUUUAGAUUUGAUGAAUAUUGCCAAAAGAGGGACCAAAGCUUUGGCCAAAAUUCAUGGGACUAAUUACAAGAUUGGGCCUGCAUCGGAGUUGUUGUACCUCACAACAGGGGCAUCGGAUGAUUGGGCCAAAGGAGCGGCAAGAAUUAAAUACUCUUUCACACUGGAGCUGAGGGAUGGGGGACGGUAUGGCUUUUUAUUGCCAGCUACACAAAUAGUCCCCACAGCCAGAGAAACUUGGGCAGGAAUUCGCGCAAUAGCACGACUCGUUACUUCAAAGACUGAUUAAAGUAAUUUUAUAAUAAAGAAAUGCUUGAUUAUUUUAAAUACCAAGAAUCCAACGAUCAAAUUUCGAUUAAACACUC